Messenger RNA from Paramecium tetraurelia, 1617 nucleotides. RefSeq lists its product as uncharacterized. Gene Ontology annotation, biological process: post-transcriptional regulation of gene expression. The record is from RefSeq and is a predicted model, not a curated record. NCBI's taxonomy places the organism in Eukaryota, Ciliophora, Oligohymenophorea, Peniculida, Parameciidae. The transcript is spliced from 6 exons. Gene Ontology annotation, molecular function: mRNA binding. Gene Ontology annotation, cellular component: cytoplasm.
AUGUCAGCUAAAGAAUAUGAAGCAGAGGAUGAUUUGUUAGGAUCUAUUCUAAGAAAUGACGAUUACGAAGAAGUUUUUUCUAAUAAUAAUAGUCCUUUACGGAAGUAAGGCUUUGAAAGUGAUAGUGUGAUUGAGAAUGUUUCUACAUCUGAAAAACAUUAUUUCGAUAGUUUCAAUCGAUCAUUCGAGCAGAUGUCUUUGGGAUCUGAUCUGGCCUAAAGUCCGAUGUCGAAUCGAGUUCUUUAUCCUCAGUGUCCACCGAAUCAUCUCAAAUUCUCAAGAUAAGAGGAUAGAUAAAGUGUGUCGAUUAGUUUUGACGGGCCAUCUUUUUCAACAUAAGAAAAUUCAAUCAAUUACAGAAAAGUUGGAAAUGAGCACAUCGGAUACUACAAUAAACAACAAAUUCGAUUGGUUGAUUAUCAAGUCCCAUAUUCUCCAGGAGUAAUGAGACCACAUGGAAUUUAUUAGCCUGGAUUUAAUUAUUAAUAGUCACCAAAUGGAUUAGGUUUUACUGGAUAUUAAUAGGAAAGACAGCCUUUAAUUGAAAUAAAUGAUGAUAUUCAACUGACAAAUGAUUUAGACAAUAUGUGUGGCAAUUAAGUGUUGUCAAGGAAAGUGCAAAAGAUAUUUGAGCAUGGCAAGCCAGAUCAAAGAGAAUUGAUUUUUAACAAAGUAGAAAGAUCUUGUGUUUAAUUUUCCAAAGACGUUUUUGGGAAUUACCUGAUGUAAAAGAUUUUCGAGAAAGGAACUCAACAUCAAUAAUAGAGAUUGUUCAACAAGAUAAGACCUCAUGCUUAUGAAUUGUCGAAGAAUAAUUUUGGAUGUCGAGUUAUUUAAAAGAUCAUUGAAAUCAUUUCCGUCAACGAGAGUUUACAAAAUUAAUUCAUUGACUCAAUCAGACUCUAAGUGAAAUCAUUGCUCUAUGAUUCAAGUGGCAACUACGUGAUUCUCAAAUGCUUGGAAGUCUUGUAGUAGGAAAAGAUCGAGUUUUUCUUAUAGCCAAUUGAAGACUCAACCUUAUACUUAUGUUCAUCUUAGUAUGGAUGUAAGAUAUUGUUGAAAGCUCUUGAAUUGUUUUCUCCCAUUCAAACCGAUAAGAUCAUGACCACUUGUUUGUAACACCAAUUCAAUCUCUGUUAACAAGAGUUCGGAAAUCACAUCUUACAAUUUGCCCUCAAGAGUUCACAUUAUCAACCAUUUGUUGUCAACUUUGUACUUACAAACUUUGAGAAAUUGUGUCUUAACAAAUAUGCCAGUAAUACAGUCGAAAAGGUUGUGGAAGUCUCUACCAAUGAAGUCAAAUAGCAGGUCAUCUCUAUACUUAUUUCUAAAUCCCAAAUCAAUGGAUAAAUCAUUUUUGUGAACUUAUCUAUCAAUCCAUUUGGAAAUUAUGUUAUGAAGAAAAUGGUCAUUAUGUCAAAUCAUAAUAUUUUAUAACCUUUGAUAGACAUUUUGAGAUAAGAUUAAUAUCUGAUCACAGCAAUAAGAUCCUCUGACUUUGGCUAAAGAAUCUAUUAGCUAAUCGAAAAGACCUUAUUAAUGUACAAAUCAUGAAUAUAAUUGAGAUUAUGAUGACAAUAUAAAUAUGAAUAAAAAAUUAGACAAUAUUUAUUAAUA